GAUGUUGUCCUCAUGAACGCACGACUCGCGUACAACCUCAAUUCUCAAUUUGGCCCACCCUCUGAACAAAUUGAUAUCACAGAUUUCAUUCAAGAUGCUUUGAAAGUGAAGGCAAUUACAUAUAUACCAUCCGAGGAAAUACAGGAAUCUCUGGCCGAACAAUGCAGCAUCGAAGACAUCAAAUCGUCCAUAUUGAGCGUAUGGAACGACACGGCAAAGUCGUCGUAUCUCUGUAAAGAACACGAAUCCACAGUGAUUCAUUUGUACGGAAGCUCUAAAUCAGCGAGACCCCGCAAAAAAGUCCCCAACGAAUCACCACCUGUUUCGCAAGCCAUCGUUGAACUCCAAUCGAGAUUGGACAGAAUAUCAUUAACAAGUUGGAAACUACCACCCGAAGCCUCAUUGUUCGUCCGAGCACCGAAGAACUCUGACCUGAAUAUUUACUCUGAAAUUAAGAAAACCUCGUUGGAUGAGACUCCGGGAGAUGUGUCCCCUCAAGCCAUCAUUGCAUACAGUGUUCAUAAUCGACUCCCAUGGCGACUGAGUCAUUUGACACGGAGCUCUCAGCACUGUGUUGUAUCCUCGCAAACCCUGGGCGAUCUCGUGGAGGCCAUACCGUGUAUAUCCAAUGAACUUCCGACAGAAAAGCGUGAUGGUUCUCGUGUCGUCGGUUAUGAUGCAGACGUCCUGAAAGAGCGAUUAUGCCAGCAAACUUGUAGAACAUGCCAAAUUCCACAAGCAAUCCGCGAAAUUGACAAAGGCGAAGAAGGCUUCUACUUCGAUGCACGACACUCCUCUGCAAAGCCUUUGUUUAAUAGUCGGCGAGCCAUACUGGCUGCUGCAUGAAGGAAGCUGUGAACAUUUCGUUGUGAUUGACGGAAUCAGGCUCAAACAUAGCACAGACCCACUUUCCGGAUACCCGCUUACAUUGCACCGAGAGCCAACCGUUCUAGAAACAUGUUUGGCUUGCUCAAGGGCACCUGCCAUAUGGUCUAUUAUUGGAGACGUAAGACUGGGAGAAAGUCCUUACUUUCUAUGCGCUUGGUGUUGGAGGAAUAUUGGGGAGUCUUCCGAUAGUGACGUUAUUGUUAUCCCUCUACCGAAGUACGCACUUGGAUGGUUAUGAACACACCGCCCCCAUGUACUGUGAUUGAGUUUAUCGACACCUUCCUGAUUAGGAAGUAUGGUUUUUAGCGCCCAUUACUUACAUACUUUACAUGUACAGUAUAUCGAUGAACCCACCUUUGGGCG
Molecule: messenger RNA, 1251 nt
Organism: Marasmius oreades (fairy-ring Marasmius)
Lineage: Eukaryota; Fungi; Basidiomycota; Agaricomycetes; Agaricales; Marasmiaceae
Exons: 7
Coding region: 13-846 (277 amino acids)
Source: RefSeq, a predicted model, not a curated record